UCCACAUACACAUAUACACGUUGUAGAUUAGGUACUGUGUUUUCUCGGCCUGUCUUUUCCUCUCUAACCUUCUCUGGUUUUCCCGUUUUCUUUCCUCCAAAGCAAAAAAAAACAAAAGAAAAAAAAGUAGUAUUUACUAUUGAAAUCAAAACCGUAUUUUUUUUCUGGGUCUCUGUUGCUCUGAUCGAUCAAUCAUUCUUUCUUUGUGCAUCAUUCGAGGAAAUGUUGGUUAAUAUUGAUAAAUUUGGGCUUUUGGGUCCCAAAAUUUGAUGGAUUUUGCGCAAUGUCCUGUUCAUUUCGUGAUAUUUGGUUAAUCGUUAACUCGAUCUCUUUGGACCCAUCAAGGUUUGAGUUCUUUUUCCGUUUUUUGAUCUACAUUGGUACAUUUCUGAAGAUUUUGGCACAUUUUUCUUUGCAUGCUCUCUUGGAUUUUGAGCUUGUUUAAAGUCGUUUGGGAUCACUUAGAGCAAUAGGCACGAGGGAUUAUAGAAAUUUGUGGAAGUUCAUAUUGAUACCUCAAAAGGGUUUUAUUUUGAAGAUUUGAGCACUGCGUGUUUUGCACGUUUUGCUGACUUUCAGCUCGUUUGAGGUGUUUUUGGCAAGUUGUCAGAGAUUGUUGGGCUUUAUAGGGUGUUUUAUUUCUUUGGUAUUUGCUGGGUGUUAUAAAAUGAAGAGGUUAAAAAGUGAACCUCCUAGUGGUAGGAGGUGCAAAUUGUCACAUUUCUUGCUGGGUAUAGGAGCAUUAUACUUGGUGUUUUUAGCAUUUAAAUUUCCACACUUUUUAGAGAUUGCAGCAACGUUGAGCGGGGAUGAUAGUUAUGUUGGACUGGAUGUGGCUGCAGCAGGAGAUAUGGAAGAUUCGGAUUUGAGCAAACCGAUUUUCAGUUCUGUUUAUAAGGAUACAUUUCACCGGAAAUUGGAAGAUAACCAAAACCAAAAUGCACCAAGAAUGCCUAGUAAGGAACCUUUGCAAGAAGUAAAAGAAGUGUCUAAGCCCAUAAAGCCACUUCAGCACCGAUAUGGUCGAAUAACAGGAGAAAUUAUGAGACGAAAGAAUCGAACUAGCGAUUUAUCUGUGCUUGAGAGACUAGCAGAUGAGGCUUGGAUUUUGGGAUUGAAGGCAUGGGGAGAAAUGGAAAAGUAUGAUGAAAAAGAGAUUGCACAAAGUUCUGUAUUUGAGGGGAAGCCUGAGUCAUGCCCCUCGUGGGUGUCAAUGAGUGGAACGGAGUUGGCUGGUGGGGAAAAGAUGAUGUUCCUUCCAUGUGGUUUAGCUGCAGGGUCUUCCAUAACUGUGGUGGGAACACCUCAUUUUGCUCAUGAGGAGUAUGUACCUCAGCUGGCAAGGUUGAGGAUCCGUGAUGGCAUUGUUAAGGUUUCACAGUUUAUGGUUGAGUUGCAAGGGCUAAAGGCAGUUGAUGGGGAGGAUCCACCAAAAAUUUUACAUUUGAAUCCACGAUUAAGAGGAGAUUGGAGUAAGAGACCAGUCAUUGAGCAUAACACCUGCUAUAGGAUGCAGUGGGGGACAGCUCAGAGGUGUGAUGGUUUGCCAUCCAAGAAAGACGAGGACAUGCUGGUUGAUGGAUUUCUGAGAUGUGAGAAGUGGAUGCGACAUGACAUUGUAGAUCCAAAAGAGUCCAAGACAACAUCAUGGUUCAAGAGAUUCAUAGGGCGUGAACAAAAGCCAAAAGUGACCUGGCCAUUUCCUUUCGUGGAGGGGAGAUUGUUUAUCCUGACAUUGCGUGCUGGUGUUGAUGGGUACCAUAUUAAUGUUGGGGGUCGGCAUGUGACCUCGUUUCCAUAUCGUCCGGGUUUUACCCUUCAAGAUGCAACAGGAUUAGCAAUCAAAGGAGAUAUAGACGUUCAUUCAGUUUAUGCCACCUCUCUUCCUAGCUCUCAUCCAAGUUUCUCUCCUCAAAGGGUAUUGGAGAUGUCAGAGAAGUGGAAAGCUCUUCCUCUACCAAAGACUCCAAUUCAACUUUUUGUUGGGAUUCUUUCUGCUACUAAUCACUUUGCAGAACGUAUGGCAGUGAGAAAAACUUGGAUGCAAUCAACACCAAUCAAGUCUUCAGAUGUAGUAGUUCGUUUCUUUGUUGCACUUAGCCCUAGGAAGGAAGCGAAUGCAAUAUUGAAGAAAGAGGCUUCUUAUUUUGGUGAUAUUGUGAUAUUGCCAUUUAUGGAUCGCUAUGAGCUUGUGGUUCUUAAAACUGUUGCUAUUUGUGAAUUCGGGGUUCAGAAUGUUUCUGCUGCACAUAUCAUGAAAUGUGAUGAUGACACAUUCGUUAGGGUAGAUGCUGUCCUGAAAGAAAUUAAUAAUAUAUCUCCUGAAAAGUCUCUUUAUAUGGGCAAUCUCAACCUCUUACAUCGGCCGCUAAGAACUGGAAAAUGGGCAGUCACUUUUGAGGAGUGGCCAGAAGCAGUAUAUCCUCCUUAUGCCAAUGGGCCUGGAUAUGUAAUUUCCAGUGACAUUGCAAAAUUUGUUGUUUCACAACAUGAUAGUCGAAGCCUCAGGCUGUUCAAGAUGGAAGAUGUGAGUAUGGGAAUGUGGGUUGAACAAUUUAACAGUUCCACGCCUGUACAGUAUUCCCACAAUUGGAAAUUUUGUCAGUACGGAUGCAUGGAGGAAUAUUACACUGCACAUUAUCAAUCCCCAAGACAGAUGAUCUGUCUGUGGGACAAAUUGGUGAGAGGUGGGGCUCAUUGCUGCAACUUUAGAUGAUGACUACUGCCGCACCACAGAGUUCUCACAAAGUCCUUGAGAAGAUAACAGCAGCUCUUACUGCAUUAGCUGAUCAGAACUUCAUCUUCUUGUUCUCGUCUCUCCACGUGUUGCUGAUUCUUGUGCAUUUGAGUGAGUUCUAGAUAUGGCUGUGUAUCGAGUUUUCUGGAAGAAGGCGGACUGUUUGAUGUUGUAAUUGGAAAUGGAUCAUAGUUAGCUAAACACAUUUUGGCUUGAACUCAAAGCGUAUAUUUGUAUACCUUGCAUGAUGUACGUUCUGAUUUAGUUGGUUGGUAAGUGGGCAAGAAGCCUUAAAAUCAAUCCAACUUUAAUGAAAUCACCUUUUUUUUGUGGGUUUCUUUCAAA
Manihot esculenta (cassava) is the source of this 3082-nucleotide messenger RNA. RefSeq names its product hydroxyproline O-galactosyltransferase GALT2. The record is from RefSeq and is a predicted model, not a curated record. Lineage: Eukaryota; Viridiplantae; Streptophyta; Magnoliopsida; Malpighiales; Euphorbiaceae. The transcript is spliced from 7 exons. Gene Ontology annotation, cellular component: Golgi membrane. Bases 668 to 2716 code for a protein of 682 amino acids. Gene Ontology annotation, molecular function: galactosyltransferase activity; carbohydrate binding.